Messenger RNA from Zeugodacus cucurbitae (melon fly), 473 nucleotides. RefSeq lists its product as uncharacterized. NCBI's taxonomy places the organism in Eukaryota, Metazoa, Arthropoda, Insecta, Diptera, Tephritidae. Bases 84 to 344 code for a protein of 86 amino acids. The transcript has a single exon. The record is from RefSeq and is a predicted model, not a curated record.
UGCUCAGUGGACAUCACAGUUUCAGUGGACUCACAGUCGUCAGAAACUAACAAAUACAAAAGCUCCCGAAGUGAAAGUUUACGAUGCGCGCCUACAUCCUUUUGACAGUGCUUGUUAUCAUUGCCUGCUUCCAGCUGAGCAAGGCCAAUUUCAUACAGGAGGACGAGCUCGCUUCAGCGCUGCUUAAUGUGGACGCGGGAGGCGAGCACGGCAACGACUCGCCUAGACUGGUGCGCCAAUACUACGGUCAUCCGUUUGGCGGCUAUCGCAGAGGUAACUAUGGCUUUAGACCAAGACCUCGUUAUGGUUAUCGUUCUGGACCCGUUGACCCCUACUACGGCUAGGAUGAAUGCAAGCUUUUUCAAUUAACAAAUGAAAAUUUGAUGACAAUAUAAAUGUGUUUACGUAAAAUGUUAAAUAAAUAUAAUUGGUUUUAAACGCAGAAAUAAAUUUGUUCGAUCAUUUUAUUAGUA